AUGAGCGUGUCACUUUCCCGGGCACUUUGUGCCCUUAAGAUAAAAUUCAAACCCGCAUUUUUGCGAUCUUUUACCACUAAGGCUGCCUCUCCUGGCACCAGGCUUUUUGAAUAUGCUCGCGGGCGUUUUGUACUCGGUGAAAAAGAGCAAGCGCAUAAUCACCGUGUACGAGUCAAUAUGCAGGAGCUUCUGCGCACGGCGGCAAAGUCAGUUGGUGCGAUGAGAUGCAUUGACGUGGAAGAAUGUCCCGACGGCCUGUACAGCAAAGCCCUUAUCCUUACCAUGGAUGAUGAGACGCAAGUCGUCGCUAAAAUCCCAUAUCCCAACGUCGGCGUUCCUUACUACACUACCGCAAGCGAAGUUGCUACGAUGGACUUUGCGCGGAAUGUGCUCCAGACUCCCGCUCCACAGAUAUAUGCAUGGAAUGCUUCUAUUGAUCCAAAGAAAAAUCCAGUCGGAGCCGAAUUCAUCGUCAUGGAAAAGAUGGCCGGUGUUCCCUUGUCUGAUGUAUGGUGUGACUUAAAACCCGACCAAAAAGUCAAAGUGUGUGUUCAGAUCAUCGGUUUCAUGAAGAGAUGGACAAAUGUACAUUUUCCGGCCAUUGGUAGUCUUUACUACGCGGAAACUAUCAGUAAAUCCUCUAAGAACUCAUUAUACUUUGAUGGGAACGAUUCUGUGAGGAAUUCUCGCUUUGCUGUUGGUCCCAGUAGCAAUCGUGAUUGGAGUGAUGAGGGUCGACGAGACAUUCAAUGUGACAAGGGUCCAUGGAUGUCCGUUUUGGAUUACCGGAAAGCGAUUUACAAUCGUGAGAUGCUAGCCGUCAAAAAUAUACGUCAUAUACCAAAACAACUGGCGAUGCUUUAUGGUCCUCCACCACUAUAUGAACCUACAGUAGCAAAAAAACUCCAGGCUCUGCGUUGGUACACGCAAAUUGUGGAGCUCUUGUUGCCAUCUGAUCCGUCGCUUUUGACAUCCCAUGUUUGGCAUAACGAUCUUCAUCAUGAAAACAUAUUUAUCGACCCGCAUAGUCUGCAGAUUUUAGGCAUAAUCGAUUGGCAAUCUGUUCAAAUCACUCCUCUUACAGACCACUGUCUGGACCCUAGUUUUCUGGACUAUGAAGGUCCCGAUGUUGGCGAUAAUCUUGAGCGACCAGAGGUCCCAGCUGAUAUGAAAUUUCUCCAAGGCGAGGAGAGAACAGCGGCAUUAAAAUAUUUCACUGAUAAAGUACUUAUGAUCGCAUGGCGCAUCCUUGCUCGAGAUAAGAAUCCAGCACAGCAUCGAGCCAUCAGGUUCCAACAGUCAGCAUGCGGAAAUAUCCUCCAUCUCUCCAGACGCAUUUUCGAGGUCGGCGAGGCGCAUUUCUGCGCACUUCUGCUGGAUUUACGGGAUGAGUGGAAAAAUACCGGUAUAUCUCAUUUUCCCAUAGAGUUCUCUGAAGAACAGGUUAUGACAAUAGAAGAGGAUGUGAAGAAAGCUGAGGUGGGUGCCACGAUCAUAAAGAUGAUCCAACAACGUCUAGGGGAUCUUUGGCCUGAAAAAGGCCUCAUAGAAGCUGAGAAUUACAAUGACACCAAGUCAGCACUUCGGGAGAUCAAAGAAAACCUCAUCAAUGAGUACAAAAGCUAUCCUGGCUGGGAUCCGGUAAUAUUUGAGCGUCUUUGGCCAUUUGAUGAUUAG
Molecule: messenger RNA, 1677 nt
Organism: Ophidiomyces ophidiicola
Lineage: Eukaryota; Fungi; Ascomycota; Eurotiomycetes; Onygenales; Onygenaceae
Exons: 3
Coding region: 1-1677 (558 amino acids)
Cellular component (GO): mitochondrion
Source: RefSeq, a predicted model, not a curated record